Messenger RNA from Salvelinus sp. IW2-2015, 2761 nucleotides. RefSeq lists its product as uncharacterized. Lineage: Eukaryota; Metazoa; Chordata; Actinopteri; Salmoniformes; Salmonidae. The record is from RefSeq and is a predicted model, not a curated record.
UCAUAAAAAAUAUUUCAUAAUGGGAUUUUUUUUUUUUUAUCACACUCGUAUUUAUUAUCUCUACAAUGUACUGGAUAAGAUAUCUUUUUUUUAUACUUUUAUUGGACUUAACUACAUAUCAGAUUCAUUUCAUAUCUCAUUCUGCUAAGGGAUGGAGGUAAAACAUAGGUGAGUGGUGUCUUGCGCCUCAACCUCGCCUCCAGCUGGGCUGAGGCUACUUCCUGUCCCUUUGGCUGUUCAAGGGCCAUUUCCUGUAUCUACAGCAAAGUGAGGCCAGCAAGAGACACAUUCUGAAGUUCAAUAUGGUCAACCGUACCUCAGGUUAAAUCGGAAGAGCUCCUUCCCACAUCCUGUCUCUAGCAAAGUGAAAAUAAACAGCCUUCCAUCACAUGCCAAUCGUUACACAUAACUUUUCAAUUAAAGAGUCCGUGKAACUUCAGCUGUCUCAUUACUGAAAUGAAGAUCAUCGUCUGGUGAAAGUAUAUUGAGCCACUUUAAAAGACUAAGGAGUAAGAAAAUYUCAAGCUGUUAGAACUAAAAGGAGCAAAUAGGGAGAGAGCAGAAGAGAAGGUACGAGAGCAGGGUGUCGAUUCAAGCUACAGCGAGACUACAGAGUCACCCUUCAGGCAUUUUCCAUUUCUGRGUAUUUACAGGGGUGAAUCUGACGUACACAGUUUGAAAUAAGUCCAGMGAAAAUAGUUCCAUUGAUGCUCAGAGCAUUUUCCACUGUGAAAAUAAGUCAAUUGAACUGCUCCACAGACUUAAUAAAAAACAAAAACAAAGCCAUUGCGUUUCACUGAAACACAUUAGGAAAAUAAGGAACUUGCGUCGAGAGGCAAAGGGUACAUGUGUCUUUGUACAAGAGAAGAUUGAUGAAUUGAAAAGAUUUAGCGUUUUGGAUUUAGUUUCUUGGAAAAGUAAACCCCAUUACUUCCKAAAAAGAAAAGUGUAAUUCAUAUGAAAAACACAGACACCUUCUCAGACAAACUCAAACAAGGGACAUGUGUCUUGUGGGUUUCUAUAGUCAUAAAAAAACAAGUGUGGGAGGAAAAGAUUUAGAUCACGUGGCCACCAAGUCAUUUUCAGAAUAUGCUGGCUGGGUGUAGCCAAUAAAAAUACAACAACCUCUCCACUGAAACMUGAUGACUUGCUACGCUCGCCUAUAUCAACGCAACAUGCAUCAAUCUCAGAGAAUGAGACUUUAGAUCGCCUUGGCAGACAGAGUUAGUGAAAAUAAACAGAAGACGCCAGCCGAAAGUGAAAAUGGCAAAUCAAACAGACUUUCUGCCCCAGACUGAGAUGAGCACCGACAUGCAACCCUUCAACAUCACCUCAACAUCCAGCCCCUUCAACACCUCAGACUUCAUUGCGAAAAUCGCAGCCAACGACCUGACAUCCAGGGCCAACUACGUCUACGCGCUUUGUGCUGUGCUGGGCUUGGCCUCAGCAUGCAUUCUACUCUACGCCUUAAUUCGGUCCUACAGAGCCCAAAGACAACUGGCCUGGCUGGACUCCCUGCUCUGGGCCUUUUCCAGCUCCCAGCUCCUUCUCUUGCUCCUCUCCCUCUCUUCCGUAGCACACCGGCCCAGCUACCUGGUGACCACACACAUCGGCUGUGCUGCACUCGCCUUCACCGUCAACAUGGCAUCCCUCUGCGGGCUGUUGCUCCUGGUGCUCAUGGGAUACGCCCUGACCUUUGACACCCCAACUCACGCUCUGCUGAAGAGGCCUGGGGUCUGUGUGGCUCUGGUGGUUCUGGUUUCUAUCCUGUGCUCCUUGGUGCUGGCCAGACUCCGAGACCCCCCCAAGGAACUGCAUUUGGAGGGCAUAUGUAUUAUAGACCCAACUGAGGCAGGAAGGUCUUAUGCCAUGGCGAAGCUUUGUCUAGGGUUCCUAAUUCCCUACCUCCUCCUGCUGGGGCUCCUGACAGGCGGCUGCGUCCGCCAAUGGAAAUCCAGCAGCCGGUUCCUCUCCGGAUCAGAGGAAGGUCCGGUGUUCCUGGCAGUGGCUGUGGUGAUAUUUGUGUGUCAGCUAUUCCAUGGCAUUGUGCUGGUAAGGGGGGCAGGGAUGCAGCAGGCUGGUGUUCUCAGCUAUCACGAGAGGGCGUUCAUGCAUGUGUCCGAGUUUGUGAUGUUCUCUGGGAGUUGUGUGUGUCUAGUGUUAGUGCUCCUGCUGCAUAAACCGUGCAGGGAGAGCCUUCUGGAGGUGACCAGGCAGCUCCGCGACUGCUGCCGGGGCCUGGGGGGCCGACAGACCCACAGACACAUCAUGGACCCCCAUAUUGAGAUUGCUGACACUCAGGACUWUAACCCUUAGGUCAAUAACCAUCUCAGGCAUUCUGGAUUCAGGAAAAUUAUGCCUUUUUUAAGACUGCCAAAUCUAUCCGUAUAAACGUUGAUUCAUAUACAUUAGAAGCUGACAGCAGAUAACUUAAAAAASCAAGGUUACAUUCUGGAAGUUUAGUUGCUGAUCGUUUACAUUUAAUUUUGGCUUGAAUUUGAAGKCUGUAAAUAGUGUUACUCAGACAGMUUUGUUUUCCAAUGUACUUUUUUAAUGUAAUGAUCAUAAUCUUAUUUCAUGCAUGAACAGCGUACUGUUACUUUACCAACUGACUUUUGUUUCUGAAAACUGUUUUUCUGCUAAAUCGUACGAUGUCUGUACAUUUAAUUGGUGACUUUUGCAAUAUGAUGAUAAUGAAUUUGCAAACGAAUUAGAGUACAACGAAGUUGUGCAAUGACAAAUAAACCAUGAACAAUCAUUG